GCCAAAAAAAAUCUAGUUUGCGUUGUCGGUUGUUAAAUGUAACAAAAUCUAGAAUUCAACAAUUAUUCCUUUUAUGUACGAAAGCUAACAAGUAAUUCAUUCGUGUUCUCAAAUUGGAUCAUGUUUCAAUUAAUAGUUUUAUAGAAACUGUUAAAGAGAGGUUAAGUGUCAACAAAACGGCGCCGUUUAGACGGCAAAACACUUACGUUUUUCAGUUUUGGCAUCAUAUUUCUAAAUGAAUAGUGAAAAGAGAAAUGCCCGGGGCCGUGGCCGAGGUAGAGGCCGCGGCCGGGGUCGCGGAAGAGGCCGUGGUCGCGGCAAGAAAGUGCCGAAGGUGAUGUCUUCUGAUGAAGAAGAGUGUUCUGUUGAAGAAAGUUCACAAGACCAGGAGGAGUCUUUAACUACUGAAGAGGCAAAAGAAGAGGUUGAACUAGCCGAACCCCCCAAACUGGAAGUCCCUUCUGACAUAUCACAACUAGAAGCCCCAGUAUUCACAACGCUGCAGCGUGGCCCGCCGGAGCCCAUGCUACGUUUGGACUGGGACCACCGUGCAGCACUCAUUGGGGAAAAAGUCCUGAACCCCAUGAUAUACUGUUGUGAUAUCUGCUCAAAGCCUAUACUUAUUUAUGGUAGAAUGAUACCAUGCAAACACGUGUUUUGCCUUUCUUGCGCGCGAGCAGACCACACACACUGUCCACGGUGUAGGGAAAAGGUUCUGCGCGUGGAGCAGACAGGCCUCGGCACGGUGUUCAUGUGCACGCACUCGGGCACCCGGUACGGGAACACGGGCUGCCGGCGGACAUACCUCUCUCAGAGGGACCUGCAGGCGCACAUCAACCACCGGCACGUGUCUGGCGCCGAGCCGCACGCCGCCGCCGCCGAGCCCGCCGCCGUCGCCAUCGUCAAACCCAUCUCGGUCGGAAGCGGGGUUGGGGUGUCUAACGACCCCCGGCACGCGGUGUCGACGCGGCGGAAUCUCAUCACGGUGCCAAUUCAGGAUCCGGACCCUAAUUAUUACAAUUAUUAUCAGCAACCGGUGGCCCCGGUAGUGGCGAGCGUGGGUACGAGCGGCGUGGCGGCGGCGGGCGGCGUGCUGGCGCACAGCAUGAGCGUGCCGCCGCCGCAGUACUACGCACCCGGUGCCUACCCGCCCUCCUACACGCAACCGCAGCCAGGCGGCAGCCUGGCCCCGGCGGCGACGCCCGCGGCGGCGGCCGAGCGCUGGCCCGACGGCUACGCGCCCGCCUGGCCGCCGCACUACUACCGGUAGCCUGGCUUCAGUUCAUGUUUUUGGCGUUCAAUGGAUUAACAUGGACGCCUCGCCACACGCCAAUUGGGCGUGUCCUCAGUUUGUACACUUAGAAAGGGAAGGAAAAGACACUGUUACCCGGGUGAACGAAUUUCACGAUAAAAUUGUGAAAGACGUAGUGGACUUGAGACUAGAGUGAUAUGCGGCUUUGACGAGUUAAAUAUUAUUAGACGUUAUAUGUAGUCGUGAACGUCCAGUGCAUAAUAAUAAUGCGACUAUUGCAUUUUAUUUUCUUCUGUAUACAUUAUUGUUCCAAUCCGUUACUCAAAACUCAAAAAUUUGUACUAAGAAAAUAAUAAAUUAUGAAACCCUUUCAUACUACAUGAAACAACAAAUAGGUAUAUAAGAGACUGGAAUAUAAUAUAAAUAAAAUUAUACACCUCA
Messenger RNA from Cydia splendana, 1693 nucleotides. It is a transcript of the gene Hakai, whose product is annotated as E3 ubiquitin-protein ligase Hakai. Gene Ontology annotation, molecular function: ubiquitin protein ligase activity. The transcript is spliced from 8 exons. The record is from RefSeq and is a predicted model, not a curated record. Bases 236 to 1270 code for a protein of 344 amino acids. Gene Ontology annotation, biological process: regulation of cell adhesion; protein ubiquitination. Lineage: Eukaryota; Metazoa; Arthropoda; Insecta; Lepidoptera; Tortricidae.